Molecule: messenger RNA, 621 nt
Organism: Rotaria socialis
Lineage: Eukaryota; Metazoa; Rotifera; Eurotatoria; Philodinida; Philodinidae
Source: the annotation of a GenBank genome assembly
AUGUUUAUCGUCGCAACGUUGGAUGAUACAGUUUCUAUUGCACCGCAUCUAUUCAAUGAACAAUUGAGUACUAUUGUAGCCGAGGAACUCGAUCGUAAAUUAGCCAAUACAAUUUUUCAAGAAUUAGGCCUAUGUGUAUGUUUGUAUGAUAUUUUAUCGAUGGGUGACUGUAUUCUAUUGCCAUCGGAUGCGAAUUUUCAUAUUAAAGUCAAAUUUCGUUAUGUCGUCUUCCGACCGAAUAUUGAUGAAAUUCUCGUUGGUAAAAUUCGAUCGUCAAGUAAAGAUGGCAUUACAGUAACCUUAGGAUUUUUUGAUGAUAUUCUUAUUCCGUCGACUAAACUUCAACAUCCAUCUCGAUUUAUUGAAGCAGAACAAACAUGGGCAUGGCAAUAUGAAACGGAUGAUGAAACACAUGAUCUCGUGAUGGAUAUUGGUGAAGAAAUUCGUUUUCGUGUUGUGCAAGAAAUUUUCGAAGAUACAGCACCAAAAGAAAUGUCAAAUAAUAAUGGAUCGAUGGCCCAAACGACGAAUGAUGACGACAAAAAAGUACCCUACACCAUCAUUGGUUCAAUAUCUGAACCUGGUUUAGGACUUAGAUCAUGGUGGACUGAAACAUCUUGA